AUGUCCGAUCCUUACAACCGCAAUCCAUACCCCCAGUACGACCCCUCCCAGGCUGGAAACAAUCAGUACGGUGGAUAUUAUCAGGGACAGCAAGGCAAUUUCCUUCCGUCGCAGGGUCAGUACGGUCAGCCACAACAAACUUACUAUAACCCUCCCGCUCCCUAUGAGAGUCACCCACAUGCGCCGUAUUCCGGUUCUCCUCCUCCGUACAACCAGCAGACCUAUGGCCCCUAUGGUGGACCUCAGCAAGGGUAUCCAGACCAGCAGCACGGUUAUGACCAGAACAUGAACUAUCGCUCUCCUUAUGCUCCACCGCAGGAGCAGCAGCAGCAGCAACCGCCUUACCAGGGCGAAAGCGCUUCAUUCUAUGGCGCCCAGCCGGGAGGCCCUCCGCAACAGGCAGGACACAGUCCAGCUCCGGGAAAACCGGAAGGUGAGAAAGGUCUCGGAUCAUCGCUUCUCGGCGCUGCUGGUGGUGGUUUUGUAGGCCAUAAACUCGGUGGUGGACUAUUGGGAACAGCAGGAGGUGCACUGGCUGGUGCGGCUGGAAUGGGACUGGCCAGCAAAUUACACAAGAAGCACAAGAAGUACAAAAAGUACAAGGAACACAAGCGCGACGCUAGUUCCAGUUCCAGCUCGAGUUCAUCGAGCUCAUCGAGCUCUAGCUCUAGCGAUUGA
This is a messenger RNA of Aspergillus affinis, 678 nucleotides long. Its product is annotated as putative glutamine-serine rich protein MS8. NCBI's taxonomy places the organism in Eukaryota, Fungi, Ascomycota, Eurotiomycetes, Eurotiales, Aspergillaceae. The transcript has 3 exons. Bases 1 to 678 code for a protein of 225 amino acids. The record is from RefSeq and is a predicted model, not a curated record.